Messenger RNA from Cheilinus undulatus (humphead wrasse), 3170 nucleotides. RefSeq names its product excision repair cross-complementation group 2 (gene ercc2). The coding region runs from base 131 to 2413 and encodes 760 amino acids. The record is from RefSeq and is a predicted model, not a curated record. Gene Ontology annotation, cellular component: nucleus. Gene Ontology annotation, molecular function: ATP binding; damaged DNA binding; DNA helicase activity. NCBI's taxonomy places the organism in Eukaryota, Metazoa, Chordata, Actinopteri, Labriformes, Labridae. The transcript has 23 exons. Gene Ontology annotation, biological process: nucleotide-excision repair; transcription by RNA polymerase II; positive regulation of mitotic recombination.
GUCUUCUUCGUGCUUUUUGUGGUUGCUGUAGUGUGUUUGCUGCUUGUUACUCAACCCAAAAGUUCCAAUGAAUGGUUCAAAAUAACUUAAUUUACAAAGAGGAGGAUCUGCAACUGCACGUCUCACAAAAAUGAAGCUCAAUAUAGAUGGCCUGUUGGUGUACUUUCCUUAUGACUACAUUUAUCCUGAGCAGUACUCCUACAUGCUGGAGCUGAAGAGGACACUGGAUGCAAAGGGUCAUGGAGUCCUGGAGAUGCCGUCAGGAACAGGGAAAACCAUCUCUCUGCUGUCUCUCAUCGUAGCAUAUCAAAAGGCUUUUCCCCUGGAGGUGACCAAGCUGAUAUACUGCUCAAGAACAGUUCCUGAAAUUGAGAAGGUUGUGGAGGAGUUGAGGAAGCUGAUGGAGUUUUACACAAAACAGACGGGAGAGAGCAACAACUUCCUAGCUCUGGCCCUCUCCUCCAGAAAAAAUCUCUGCAUCCACCCAGAGGUGAGCUCUCUGCGCUUCGGUAAGGAGGUAGAUGGGAAGUGCCACAGUCUGACAGCAUCGUACAUCCGUGCUCAGCGCCACAGCAACCCUGGCCAGCCGGUGUGUCGCUUCUAUGAGGAGUUUGAUUCUGUGGGCAGACAGGUUCCUCUUCCUGCUGGUAUCUACAACCUCGAUGACCUGAAGGACUUUGGCAGGAGGAAAGGCUGGUGUCCGUACUACCUGGCUCGUUAUGCAAUCCUGCAUGCUAACAUUGUGGUGUACAGCUACCACUACCUGCUGGACCCAAAGAUAGCUGACCUGGUGUCCAAAGAGCUAGCCAAGAAGUCUGUGGUGGUUUUUGAUGAGGCUCAUAACAUAGAUAAUGUUUGCAUUGACUCCAUGAGUGUGAACAUCACCAGACGAACGCUCGACCGCUGCCAGAACAACGUAGAGACGCUGCAGAACACCAUACACAAGAUAAAAGAGACAGACGCUGCUAAGUUAAAGGAGGAAUACAGGCGAUUGGUGGAGGGACUGAAGGAAGCCAAUGUUGCCAGGGAAACAGACGUUUACCUCGCAAAUCCUGUUUUACCAGACGAGAUUCUAAAAGAGGCUGUCCCUGGCACGAUUCGCACAGCAGAGCACUUUGUCGGGUUCUUGAAACGUUUCCUGGAGUAUCUGAAGUCCCGCCUGAGGGUCCAACAUGUCAUACAGGAGAGCACCCCGCAGUUCCUCAAAGAUAUUUUUGACAAAGUCUGCAUCGAUCGCAAACCACUCAGGUUCUGUGCGGAGCGUUUACAGUCAUUACUGCGAACGCUGGAGAUUGCAGACAUCGCAGACUUCUCCGCUGUUACUCUCAUCUCCAACUUUGCUACUCUGGUCAGCACCUACAGCCAAGGUUUCACCAUAAUCAUUGAGCCCUUUGAAGACAGAACUCCAACCAUUGCCAACCCUGUGCUUCACUUCAGCUGUAUGGAUCCAUCCAUAGCAAUCAAACCGGUUUUUCAGAGGUUCCAGUCAGUUAUCAUCACCUCAGGGACUCUCUCUCCACUCGACAUCUAUCCCAGAAUCCUUGACUUCCGCCCAGUGACAAUGGCGUCCUUCACCAUGACGCUGGCUCGGACUUGCCUCUGUCCAUUGAUUGUUGGCAGAGGAAACGAUCAGGUGGCACUAAGCUCAAAGUUUGAAACCAGAGAAGACUUUGCUGUGAUUCGCAACUAUGGCAACCUGCUUCUAGAGAUGUCUGCGAUCGUACCUGAUGGCAUUGUCGCAUUUUUCACCAGCUACGUCUACAUGGAAAACAUUGUGGCUUCUUGGUAUGAACAGGGAAUCUUGGAGAAUAUCCAAAGGAAUAAGCUAAUCUUUAUUGAGACUCCAGAUGCUGCAGAGACGAGCAUGGCCCUGGAGAAAUAUCAAGAGGCCUGUGAGAACGGCAGAGGAGCCAUCCUCCUGUCUGUGGCCAGAGGAAAGGUGUCUGAAGGAAUAGAUUUUGUACAUCACUUUGGCCGAGCUGUCAUCAUGUUUGGAGUGCCUUAUGUUUACACCCAGAGUCGCAUCCUUAAGGCUCGUCUGGAGUACCUCCGGGAUCAGUUUCAGAUCAGAGAAAAUGACUUUCUGACAUUUGAUGCCAUGCGUCACGCUGCUCAGUGUGUGGGCAGAGCCAUCAGAGGAAAAACCGACUAUGGACUCAUGAUUUUUGCUGACAAGCGCUACGCCCGAGCAGACAAACGUGGAAAGCUGCCUCGCUGGAUUCAGGAGCACAUUAAUGACGGCAGUCUCAAUCUCACUGUGGAUGAGACUGUGCAGCUCUCAAAGCACUUCCUGCGACAGAUGGCACAGCCUUUCAGACAGGAGGACCAGUUGGGUCUGUCUCUCUUGACUCUGGAGCAGCUGGAGUCCGAGGAGAUGCUGCAGAAAAUCACUCAGAUUGCUCAUCAGACCUGAAAGUGUCAUACAAGACUACACAAUAUCACCACCAAAGCAAUGUCUAGGAUGUGGUUGGCAGCCAUUUAAAAGAGUCAGUACUGUGUAGUACAGGUGACACAGCAGGUCCAGGAUUUUUAAACUGCCAGAUAUGCAUAGGUUUGUGUGAAAGAAAGUUUUGGGCAUUUGAGAGCUGCUGGUCUGUGUUUAGUGUUUAGUUUUUCAGGUCAUUUCAUUUCAACUGUGUUUUAUUUCAUUUGCCCAUACUUGGUAUCCAUUGCGUGACACGAGUGUGCAGGGUAUUCAAGUUUUGUUGGAAAAGAGAAAAAAAAUUGUAUUUUCAGUGUUUGCACUAAGUAUUAAGAAUUACUUCCAGAUUGUUAAUAUGGAUGGAUCCCAAAAAGAUCCUGACAAAGAAAACCUUCCUUAAAUGGAUGUCAUUUAAUAUCACAUUUAAAGUACUGCCACAUUGUGAAAGACAGUAUUUUUAAUUCCUCUUCAAACACAAAGUUAUUCACAUGAUAAGGUGUUUUCCAUAAGUAACAUGUUUUUGUUUGACACAGGUGGACCAGAUGUGUAAAACAAAGAUGUCAGCAGUCAUGAGCAGGUCAUCACUUAUGUUAUUCCAUGUGUGGGUGUAACAGCAGUCCAUAUUGUGUCUGUCAUACAGGCAAUAAUGUUAGUUUCUUUUGCUACUGCUGUAGAAAGAUGCAUUUUAUACUAAACAUGUCUAUUUGUGUAGCAUUUAUCAAAGUGUGAAAAUAAACAUUUGUAUUAA